AUGGACCUUCCCCAAACAAGCCGCCUCUACAGCGCAGCAAUCGCCGCUUCCAAGUAUGCUGACCAGCGUCUAGAGCCUCGUACGCGAACCGACUACAGCGGUAGUCUACGGCGCUUUGCGGACUUCUGCCGCACCGAAGGGUAUCCCAACCCGACUCUCAAACGAUUCCCUGAGUUGCCUGGUGUUAUGGCUGCCUACAUCAACCAUCUGACAACGUCCAACACAAGUCAAUGGCCUGCAGAGAAGCUUCGCGCUGCGCUUAACUGGCACUACAAAAAGCCUGAGAUGUUGGUCGGAGGACACCCUCAUGAUCGUUGGGUUGUGGACACAGCUCCAGAUGGAACACUUGUUCUCCGUGGAAACCCGGCACGACCGUCAGCUAUCACUCAGAUUCUGGCUGAUCUCAACAAGUCCAAGAAGCGUGAAAGGACGCCUAAAAGAGCAUCACCAAUGUCACUGCAGAUGCUUACUCGUGUCAUCGCCUUUCUUGAGUUCAAUUCUAUCUGUGUGUGCUUCUAUGGAAUGUGCCGCAUUAAUGAAGUUCUUCUGAUGAAACGGCGCGAUAUUCAGCUUGGACUUCAACGUAAAUCACGCAAGAACGGAUUAAUGAUUCGGUUUGGUUGCUUCACUAUUCGCGAUCGAAAAACGGACCAUGACCCGCUCGCCAGUCGCACCUACUCGCUUCACCUGCUACCCAAGGAAGAACGAGCUGCUGAAGCAUUAACACACUUGAGCCGCUGGUUUGAAUAUGCACGGACUAAACUGCAUCACAACUGGAGUGAAGAUGAUUAUGCGUUCCCAUCGCUGACCAAGGUUUCCCGUGAUUCGAGAAAGCGCGCUCGCGGCGAUGACACUACUACUGAUGCACGAGCUUUCGCUAACGUAGGCAUCAAGUGGGGUUCUCCCAUGUCGGACAGUAGCUUCACCCAAGUGCUAAAUAUAAUUGCCGAAGCUGCUGGCACUAGCAAGAAUUACCGGUUCAUGUUCGCUCCUGAGAAGCGGAGGUGGUCACUCAAGCUAGUGAAGUGGUGGGCCGGCUGGGCGCCAAGUGAAAAAGCAGAAACGGUGACGCGGUAUCUCCUGGAUGACGUGCUCGAUCGUGAAGAGAGUUUACUUGGGGACUCGCUAGCACCGGAUGCCAUCAUGCACACAAGUGCAUCACUUGAAUGUGUGAGGGAUACAGAUUACAUUUGCCCGCGAUAUGAUGACGAAGAACUGCUGGGAGCGCCAGUGGAGACUGAAGAUAGCUGCACAGCGAUGCCCGCUUCAGCUGUCGAUCGGCUGAAGCAGGACCUUCUCGAGGGAUUGCGCGAUAUGAUUAAAGGUGUUGUAACUACAUCACAGACUAUCGAAGAUGUUAAAAGGAAUGGUGUAGGCAAUGCGGACCCGGUGUCGGAUACCUCUUUGUUAAUGUCUGAACUUCACGGGGCAAAGUCCUGGCGCGACUACGUCACGCAGUAUUGGGUAGCGAAUCCGGCGUGCCACCAGUAUCGUGCGGGUGUUGACAUGCUGUCACACGAACGCAAGGCACACCGAUCCCGAUUGUCGAGGAUGAAAAUCAUUGCAGAGUUCGUGCGUGGUGAGUUUCAAGACGACUUAGACCGCUUCGAAGCUGAGUUUUCAUGCUGUGUAAACGGCGACAUGACUGUAAACAACAUUCUUGCUGCAAUUCGUGCGCGUAAAAAACGGUGA
Molecule: messenger RNA, 1692 nt
Organism: Phytophthora nicotianae INRA-310
Lineage: Eukaryota; Oomycota; Peronosporomycetes; Peronosporales; Peronosporaceae
Exons: 3
Coding region: 1-1692 (563 amino acids)
Biological process (GO): DNA recombination; DNA integration
Molecular function (GO): DNA binding
Source: RefSeq, a predicted model, not a curated record